Messenger RNA from Lepisosteus oculatus (spotted gar), 7638 nucleotides. It is a transcript of the gene bmp7b, whose product is annotated as bone morphogenetic protein 7b. The record is from RefSeq and is a predicted model, not a curated record. Gene Ontology annotation, molecular function: growth factor activity; cytokine activity. NCBI's taxonomy places the organism in Eukaryota, Metazoa, Chordata, Actinopteri, Semionotiformes, Lepisosteidae. Gene Ontology annotation, biological process: BMP signaling pathway. Gene Ontology annotation, cellular component: extracellular region.
CUCGAAGUUUUGCUGUCUGCUUUCAGAGCCCUGGUCGCUGUAGCCGUAGCGCUUCUUGAGGAGUUAUGAGCUUGUGCAGGAGAGGGAAAGCACGACAAAAAAGGAUCAUCUCGUCCUGAGACGACCAGAUGAAAAACGGAGUAUAAAUACAAUACUGGAUUUACACCAAUAUAUAUAUAUCUUGCAGAUUUCAAUUAAUGCAUCCAAUGGGUUACCGGUCCCUCAAUAUGGGGGAGCUAAGCUGAUGCUGGGGGGAUGAAUAUUCUUAUGUAUGCUGUACAUUUAUAGCUAUAUAGAUACGGACGGAACAGGUUAGCCGGAAGAUUUUAUCUUGAAGCACUUUCCAUUAAAUACCAAGGCAAGGAUAUCCCUCUUUAUUUUGCACUGUGCGAAACUGGUCACAUUGGCAAUAACGAAAGAGAACCGAAAUCUUGUAAAAUAACAGAAAUGAUUUCGUUUCUUGACACAACUGCUCCAGCACUGGUUCUCUUGUGCGGCUACUGCGUCCUGGCCGACACCGUGCUCACGAACUUCACUUUGGAUAACGAAGUGCAUUCGAGUUUCAUACAUCGGCGCCUGAAAAGCCAGGAGCGCCGGGAGAUGCAGCGGGAGAUCCUUUCCAUUCUGGGGCUGCCGCACCGGCCCCGUCCUCACCUUCACGGGAAGCACAACGCGGCGCCGAUGUUCAUGCUGGACCUGUACAAUGCCAUGUCUACCGAGGGAGAGGAGGACGGCUACUCGUAUCCCUACAAGCCGAUCUUCACCACCCAGGGACCCCCGAUAGCGACUUUACAAGACAACAACUUCCUCAACGAUGCUGACAUGGUCAUGAGCUUUGUCAACCUAGUUGAGCACGACAAGGAGUUCCUGUCAGUGCGACGCCACCACAGAGAGUUCCGGUUCGAUCUGUCUCGCAUCCCUGAGGGAGAGGCCGUCACAGCGGCUGAGUUCCGCAUCUACAAGGACGUCAUCCACGAGCACUUCGACAACGAGACCUUCCGCAUCAGCAUCUACCAGGUGCUGGAGGAGCAUUCGGACAGGGAAUCUGACCUCUUCCUCUUGGACUCCCGGGUGAUCUGGGCGGCAGAAGAAGGCUGGCUGGUAUUUGAUAUAACUGCCACCAGUAACCACUGGGUACUGAACCCUGGGCGUAACCUGGGUCUGCAGCUGGCACUGGAGACUUUGGAUGGCCAGAGUCUGAAUCCCAGGGUUGCAGGGCUGAUUGGCCGCAGUGGCCCUCAGAGCAAACAGCCUUUCAUGGUGGCCUUCUUCAAAGCCACCGAGGUGCACAUCCGCAGCAUUCGCUCAGUCAACAGCAAGCAGCGCAGCUCCAACCGCUCCAAAAACCCCAAAGGACAGGAAGCUCUGCGUGUCUCUAACAUGGCAGAGAACAGCAGCGCGGACCAGAAGCAGGCCUGCAAGAAACAUGAACUUUACGUCAGCUUUCGAGAUCUGGGAUGGCAGGACUGGAUUAUUGCUCCAGAGGGAUAUGCUGCAUAUUACUGUGAAGGAGAGUGUGCUUUUCCUCUCAACUCCUACAUGAAUGCUACCAACCACGCCAUAGUACAAACACUGGUUCACUUCAUUAAUCCUAAACUUGUGCCUAAACCCUGCUGUGCCCCAACUCAGCUCCACGCUAUCUCCGUGCUCUACUUUGAUGACAGCUCCAAUGUCAUUCUGAAGAAAUACCGCAAUAUGGUGGUGCGGGCCUGUGGGUGCCACUAGUGACCUCUCAAGCUUUGGCCAAGAAGGACAAGAGGGAGGACAGAGGUGCAGGGGAACCAACAGACUCUGUAACAUCAAAUGGCUUCUCUCAAAGGGACUACAACUGUGGUUUGCAAUCCCAGCAUUUCCCUCAUGGGAAUGUGUAGCAGGCAAACUAAACUAAAGCAAGUAGCCUUCAUAUACAGUCACCCGGGCCGGAGCGAAAGACUACGGACGUUCUUGUCCCUUAGCUUUCCGAAUCUCCUCCAGACAUCUUGCGUUUUAGGCAACAGCAAGAGUCAUGAUGGGGUGGGAAGGGGGGGAGAAUGCACUCCUAGGUGCUGAGAAUGAACCACCACAUUCUUUAUCUUUCUACACGGAUGAGUUCAUUUCCAUUGUGGUUAGUGGUUAAUUGAGAGGGCAGUUGUCCCUUUACAAUAGCUGCAUCCCACUCUUUAAACCAGUCUAUUAUAUUCCUCCCACUACACCUAUAAAACGUCCAAAAAAACUCCACACUUAUGAAACACACUGAGGAAACAUUAACAAUUAUACACUACAUUAAUUUAUAUAGUAUAUUUAUACCUAUAUUACUUUUCAAUAUUUGGAAACACCAUACAAAGGCUGAUAAAAAGAACAAUGUUAUUAAUUCUUCUGUACUGGAAUCAUUUAAUUUCCUAAUAUCUUUGUGUCCCUGUACAGGAAAUUGACUCCUCCUUAGUAAUAUUGACUCCAAAGAGUGAUGGCAGACCAAUGUAUCCUCUUUCUCAGAUAGUUGUAUAACUGGAUAAGGUUUGUGUUUUGCCUGAUAUGACAAAUGGGAGGGCCUGCAUAUUAAAAAUGUAGGUUUCACUGAAUGCACAAUCACUUUCUUUGAAUUAUUGUAGAUAUUUAAAAGUUAAACCUUUUUACACAAGUUAAGCAGCAGUUCAGAUAUGUAUACUAACAUUUACUGUAUGAGGCAACACAUCUCCUCUGCUGUUAUACAGCUCUCCUAGUUUUAGGAGUAUCUGUUUCCCAGCUAUCCCACUUACAAAACUUAAACAGACAUUUUCAUCAUCAAUAUAUGUUACACUUUUUAAAAGAGGAAAUGCAUAGGUGUUCAGGGGUGCCAAGAGUAGCAGUCCAUGAAUCACCAAUAGCUUCCCCAAGUCCUCUAUAGAUGUUUUCAAGACUUUAAAAUAGAACAAAGUAAAAGUAUUUAGCAUAGUCAACAUAUUUAAUGUGUUAAAGAAUAUUAAUCACUUUAAUCAGGCAUCAGACAAAUUGCACCGUUGUUCAUCUUUCCUAGCAAACAGAGCUUGCAUUAGGAUGUCAUGAAUGUCUGCAGUAUAUUGUAGCAGAGAAAACAGUUGUCUGUUUAGGGAUACAGAUUGAUACUGAUAUUAGUGAACACAGGGAUUAUAGUGAACAAUGAACAAUAUCAUUUUCUUCACUAACUUCACUGUGUCUCUACACAGUGUCACCAGACUUUUAAAUGGUAUUUAUCGCAUAAAUAUUUCAUAUCCUUAAAUUUCCCUGAAAAAACAAAAACUGAAAAUCAUAAUUAAUUUUUUAUUUCGGGAGUGCAAUUACAGAAAACCUAAUGGUAGUAUAUGUAUGUUUAAAUAAAAAGACAAGGUUCUUGUAAAUCAAAAUUUAUAUUAACAGAACUAUAGUAAGAAAAAAGUAUUCACACCAUUUUCCUCAGAUUUUGUGUUCCCUCAUUGUCAUCUAUUAUUGCUUGCAAACCGAUUUGCUCUUUUUUAAUCAACGUCCACCUUUUGUAGGUCGAUGUUUUGUUCAUUUUUUGUCUCCUUUUCUCCAAAUAUGUUGUAGUGCUUCACUGGAACAAAAAAUAUUUCUUGGUUUUAUCAAACAAAUAAGUCAAAAGAUUUGAGAUAUUCUUUUAACAAGUCAACUUUCUUUAUUUUUCAGUCUUUUUUUGCCUUUGUGUUUUUUUUUAUCAGGUAAUUUUGCAUUGUUUAGUCACAUGCACUGAUUUUAAAGUCUUCCAGUCUUUUUCCUUCAGAUGCUUAGUCCCAGAAAAUCCCCAGACAAAAAUAGUAAAAGUCCUCAAAAGAUGUGUUUAGACAGGAUCAUUGGCAAAGAUACGCACCUACAUGACAUGCCUGUGUAACUUUAGUACAUUUUAAUGAGGACAAGUUGGUGAAGAUGUACCAUAUCGGGAAGUGUACUUGAAGGCAGUGGUCAUGUGUGUCAUGGUGCUGUACAUAGGCUCCACUGACUAAGAAAGACAUGGCAGACAUCACGUGUGGGGAAGACUUACUGUAGAAGAGACAGCAUAAGGAAUGCUUUUAUUGGGGACUGAUUAAAAUCAUAUUGUUAUUACGUGUUUAACGGUAUUGCUGACCUUUGAGUUCAUCUUCUACCUCUUGAUUGAUAACAGCACCUUUCACUGGGUGUCCCUGUUUCAGACAAAACAUGCGUGCUGUAGGCUUUCAUAAGAAGGAGCUCAUUUUGUCACACCUGCUUUUCAUCAGUGAAGACGAGCAAACAAGUUAGGAGAGCCUUAAAGCUAGAAUGAUAUUGUGAGAACCGUGUGUGUAGCAUUAGUCCCCAUUAGUCCUACUGUAUCUUUCAGGACAAUUUGCAAACUUUGGCAUGUAUUAAGCAUAGUUUAAUUUGUACCUCGUAGACAUAUACAUAGGUGCAUUCACGUCUGUUCUUUAAAUUAUUGAAUAUAAAACAAUGCCUUGAUAUUCCAAAGAAUUUUUCUUAGUGUGAUCUUAUUAAUUUUUCCAUAACAUUUUUAUUAGCAAACACACUGAGUUUUAAACCAAUUUGAAAGCCAAAUGCUUCCAUUAUCCGAAUAUGUUUAACCAGCAAUUUUUGUGUCAUCUUGACUUAGCAUUUAGUUAUAAAUGAAAGAAAAUAUUUUAAAUUCUUAAGCCACCAAAUGUGUUUACGUAAGCAGUUUAUCAAACUCUUUAUAUGAAAGGGAAGGUGUUUUAUUACAGUAUUUUGAAGUGCAGAAAAAAUCUAAACAUUGAAAAUGUUUUCUGAGAAUGGUGUGAAUGGUUUUUAGCAGUAUAGUUUUGUUAAGGGGAUUUAUGAUUCACAAAUUCUUUGUUUGUUUAGGUAAAAGGUUUGUAUAGGUAUAGAUAUCAGUCAUAUCUGUAUGCAGUAGGUCUGUAUUUUAUUAACAACCAUAAAUUAUGCCAUUUACUUUCUUUAUACUCAGUUAUUCCUCAAAUAUGGGUGGUUUCACCCCAUACUUUGAUUCAGGAGUGUCUUCCUUUUUAUGCAGGUGUUACUAGCAGACUAAUUUAAUCUGAACUGAUUUUGCGCUAUUUCCUUUAGCCACUGGAGUCGUAACACAGAUUCUUUGCUAUCACUACUGACUGUGAUCACAAGUCAGGCAAGACCUAGAACCCAGUAGAGCUGGCCAGCUGGGGUCAUCUUUUUCUGGAUCUGUCUUCAUUUAAAAAUACUAGCUGAAAAUGUGGUCCUUGUUGUGCUUUUGCAUACAGUAUUUCAAGCAUUGACUUAAAAGUCCAGUGUUUCAUUGUUAGGUAAACAUUCAUUUAAUACAGGGCUUACUUCUUCACGAGGACAUGUUUACUUUCUUUUGUACAUGGGUCCACAGUGCCUUCUACUGUCUCUAAGAUAUUGAAAGAAAUGGAUUGCUGCACAGCAAUUAUAUAUUCAUUCUCAAUUUUUUCUCCUCAAAAAGUUUCAGCCUUUAAUCUUUUAUAAUCCGAUUUUGACAUUUUUGGGACUUAAAAGUCAGGUUGUGGGGCCUAGUAAUAGAUUCAUCUUUGUAUGAUAUUUUGUAAAUAGUUUCACAAAAACAAAAACAAUGUAUUUAUUUGCACAUCUAGACAUAAAGGGGAAGUUUAUAUCAUCUAUUUAUUUUUCAGUUUGGUAGUUUCUCCCUUGUUGUUCUGUUUUGUGUGCUCUUGGGCAAACCCUGUCUUAACUUCAUACAUUCUGCCUUACUUAUCAGACCAUAACCUCCUUCUGAAAAGAUCUGUCUGGACCAAAUGUCAGAAAUUAAGCCAGGGAAGCAUAUUGGUGCAACAGGUUUUGGUGCAUAGCUCUUUACCACUGGGCUUCAGAAAGAUGCACAACUUAAAUUGGGUUCCACAAACCAAAACCUAUUUUUUUUUAUUUUUCUCGUCAGUCUCUUUUUAAAAUUAAAGAUGCCAUUUUCUACUUAAAACAUUGAAGGAGUUCCUCUGAGUUCUGAUGUUGGCCAUAUACAGUACAAGGGUUAGGUUUAGGAUUUGGAUUAAAUCUGUUACCUGUCUAGUGGUCAAACAUCUUGUCCACAAUCUGUAUCAAACUCUAAAGGCUAUCACACUCUGAAUGGGAUGAAAUUUUCUUGUCUGGUGAAAAAAUACAUUUCUAGCAAUAUGACUAAACACCCCUUAAUCAAAAUAGUAACAGUGCAACAAGAUGUAAAAUGUGCUGAUGUAAAAAUAACCGCAGAAGGAAUUUAUGCUAUUACUGCUUUUGCAACCAGUCAAAAACAUUUGGGUGUGUGUGUAUGCGUAUGCCUUUGUUUGCGUAUCUUUUUUGAAAUACUGCAAAAAACGAAAAAAAAAAAGAUUUUCGGAACUUUGAACACCUAUGACUCAAAGAGUAUAAACACCUUCUCAAAGUGUAUAAACAAAAACUGGUUCCAAGUUAUUUUGAUUCUGACAGAUUUUAAAUCAACAACCAUUUAAAAUAAUUUAGCCUUGCUUGCAAUUAGAAAAACGCAAGACAUAGUUGAUCAUUUUGGUGGAAUAUGUCAAAUAUUACUUUAUGGGUUUAUGCAAAGCCCUUGGUAGAAUUGUUAAAAUACCAUACAUUGAGAUUGAUCUCAAGAUUUAGACGCAUUAGACAUUGGUGAUGAAUCAUAAAACAAAACAGUCUUUUUUUGCAGGUAAAAGUAAAUAAUGCAAAUCGCAAUGCUUGAAAACAACAUAUAAGUUACAUAUUGACAUUUUAUUUUUCAGUUUCCUGUCUUUGUGGACCAUUUGUGUUAAAAUCCUUUUUGAAUCCUCUGUCAAUUCCACAGUUAUCAUGUAAGGAAACAGCAAAAAUGUGAUUCGACUUUUUUUAUGUCACUCCAGUAUAAUGCUGGCCUUUGCACUGGCAUUGGCGGUUAUUACACCUACAUCAUUUCUGAAUCUGGUUCUAUUCAAGUUUUCCCCUCACUUUGAAUAUUUCUUGUUGGAUUACACUUGGUGUGUGGCCGCCUUUACGCGUAAUGAGGGAUUGGAAUCCAAGGACAGAAUGGCCUCUUAACCAGUUUCACAAAUUCAGCAACAUCGCAAAUAAAAAUAUUUUCCAUCUUCUUAGUUUGAAUCACUGGCUGACCUUUUGAACCAAAGAAGACCUUCAGCUCCUUUAUCAGCUCCUAGUUACUAAUUGAAAGGGAAAACUAAUUUAUUUUACUCCUUUGCAAAAAAGAUUCUUUAUUUUUCAGAUCAGGUCUCUCCUUUUAUAGUCCUUGACUAGCUGAUAACCUAAAUAUAAACAAAGCAGUUAAGUUAUAUAACAAUACUACAGAUUAAUACAUGUAUCCUACUUGUCAAUAGUAGAACUUGGAGGAAGUUCUUCUGAAAUGAAUGAUUUUGCUUAUUGUGGGCUCAAUUUCUUUUAGAGUCUGUCAGUUUUUAUUUGAGGAUUAUAGCAAUUGAUCUUUUCAGUAGUCUUUUCCAAUGGCCAUUUAGAGUCUAGGCCACAUCUAAACAUUAGAUUUUGCAACCAAUGCAAACAUUGCGAAAACCAAUGAUAGAAACUUCUCCUUUAUGUACAAUUUUCAGGUCAUUUCAUAAUGUUAAAAGUAAUCUUCCUGCUGAAAAGAAACCACUUUUCUUAUUUAAGAGAAAUAUUUAUUGAGAGCAUGUGAGAACGAUGUACAUGCCAAACACAGCAUUUUGCCAACUCCUGUUUUAUAAUGUUUUAGUACAAAACUAGCUCAAUAAAUAAAAUGAAAUCCUA